Thecamonas trahens ATCC 50062 is the source of this 1532-nucleotide messenger RNA. RefSeq lists its product as uncharacterized. Bases 420 to 1520 code for a protein of 366 amino acids. The record is from RefSeq and is a predicted model, not a curated record. Lineage: Eukaryota; Apusomonadida; Apusomonadidae. The transcript has 2 exons.
GGCGGCGUCGAGCUCGUCGGGCGCGGCCGGCCACACGUCGCGGACGUACGCGGCCAUGAACGCGCGGAGGUCGGGCACGGUGCCGAGGCGCCCGUCCGCCACACACAGGACCGACUCUGCAGCCGCGGCGCGCGCAUCCGACGCGGCAGCACGCGCCAACGCAUCCUCCAACUCUCGACGCAAGCGUGCGUUCUCUUCCUCGGCCAUAGUGGCGUGGGGAGCGAGUUGAGUGUCGAACAUGUGCCACGUGGGCCAGCGGUGCGUUGGCGCGCGCCUGAUCAAAGUUUUGUUCGGCGCGGGUGGGCGGGGGCGGCGGCCGACGGCGCCAUCGGGCUCGUCCCCAGUGACUCCCCACGUCACCACAGCCACAGCCAACGUCUUGUCUUUACGGUGCGAGUAGCCCCGUACGCCGGACUGCCAUGUCCGAGUCGUCAACUCUGCCCUCCGGCAGCGGCAGCGCGUCGUCGUCCGACUCCGACUCGCCAUCACCCGCCGCCGAGUCCCACCCGCCACUCGCGGCCGGCUCGGGUUCGGCAGCAGGCUCGAGCCGGCCGCCGACGGCGUUGGUAGAGUCAGGGACGGCAGGCCGCGUCACGCUCGAGCGGGUGACGGGCGCGCAGGUGGAGGCCGUGAGCAACUCGAUCGCCCAGGGCGGCAACCUGCUGUACAAGAGCAAGAUGGCGCCGAUCGCGUCGAUCUUCACCGAGUUUGACGUAAAGUACGGGAGCGAGUUUGCGAGCGACGACGCGGCGGUGGCGCGGGUGAGCCGCGAGAGCCUGCCGCUCGUCUUUGAUCUGCUGCCGCCGGAACGGGCGACGGCGAUGACGGUGGACGAGCUGGAGGACGCGGCGCUCGAGGUGUGGGCGCGGCUCGAGACGCCGACGCAGCGGCUGGCGUUCCUCUGGUACCCGCACGCCGACGCGCCGCAGCGGUACAAGGGCGCCGACGUCGAGCCGCCGGGCAAGAAGCCGCUCGCCGUGUGGGAGAUCAAGCGGGGGACGGCUGAGCCCGUGGUCCGGCUCGUGCCCGUGCCGGAGAUCUACGAGCUGACGGGCGCCGAGGUGGUGGACAUCUGCAACGCGGCGUCGUGGUCGCAGGCCGAGUUGAAGGCCGUCGGCGGCUGGCUGCGGCACGCGAUGCGGUGCGGCGACGGCGCCCUGCGCCUCAACAUGCUGCGGCGCGUGCAGACGACGCUGCUGCUCGUCGAGCUCGCGCGCGCGCCGCCGCGCUCGCUCUUGGGCCUCCACACGCACCGGCGCGGGGUGCUCGCGCAGGCGAACGUGGCGCUCGAGCACGAGGUCGACUCGCACACGGUGUUCAACUACAUGCUGCGGUGCAGCGACGUGGUCGACGUGGUGGGCGGGGUGGAGGGCGAGGCUGAGGGCGGCAGGGCGCGAGUGGUGGACCACGUGGUGAGCGACACGACGCAGAGCCUCGCCGUCCAGCUCCAGCAGCUGCUGCGGAUCUCGGACGCGCAGCCGGAGGAGCUGAUAGCGGCGCUGUUGGAGCAACAGCAGUAGCGCCGCUACGCA